This is a messenger RNA of Passer domesticus (house sparrow), 2251 nucleotides long. Its product is annotated as hydrocephalus-inducing protein-like. The record is from RefSeq and is a predicted model, not a curated record. Gene Ontology annotation, biological process: cilium movement; axonemal central apparatus assembly. The coding region runs from base 172 to 2061 and encodes 629 amino acids. The transcript has 9 exons. NCBI's taxonomy places the organism in Eukaryota, Metazoa, Chordata, Aves, Passeriformes, Passeridae. Gene Ontology annotation, cellular component: axoneme.
AGACUCUCCAGAUCUCCUUCAGUGCCACCGUGUUGGGGAGGUUUGAGGAAGAAUUCCGGUUCAGUGUGGCUGGAUCUCCUACGCCUGCCAUCCUGACCAUCAGGCUUUCCCUACACCCAGCGCUGCCGGCUCACUAACAGCUCCCCGGUGCCCGUGACGUUCCAGCUCCGCAUGUCGUUCGAUGGCACGCAGCCGGCCGUGGACAGCGUCGAUCAGAUCCGCUGCCACAGUGACCCAGCCUGGAGGAAGGGCAUUCACUUCUAUGUGGAGCCCCGGGAGUUUACAAUCACUCCCAGCCAAGGGACCAUCCUGCCCCAGGGACACCAGGACAUCCAGGUGACCCUGUGUUCCAACUCGGUGAUGGAGUUCUACAGGAAAAUGCUGGUGGAUCUGGAGGGUUUUGGCAAGGGAGUGGCAUCACUGGUCAUCACAGCCAGAUGUCUCGUUCCAAAGCUGCAAGUGUCCCCCCACGUGCUGCAAUAUGAUGAGUGCCUCCUGAAGGUGCCAUAUGAGAAGAAGUUCCUGAUUAGGAAUCCCAGCCACCUGCCUGGCUGCUACGGGCUCAUUGAACAGAAAUGCAAGGAGGACGCUGCUGUGCUCUACUCCAGCCCCAAGCCCUGUGGGAUUGUCCAGCCUCACAGCACUGCAGAGAUCCCAGUGCUGGUGGAAGUGCAGGCGCUGGGCACGCAUCGCACCAAUGUUCUCAUCGGCGUGUUCGGGGAUGAGAGAAACCCACUGAGAAAACAGUUAUGGAGCUCUGGACGGCUGGCAGAAACCUCCCCAAGCCCAAGGCUGAUGGAGUCUGGCAGGAUCCCAGCACUACAGCCCAUAGAUGAGCUUCACCCACCUCAAUUCACUCCCCAUCCACCAAAGGAGAUGAGAACAUGUUUGCAUUGCCCAGCGUCUCGAUGGAGGCACUUCAAGGCUGGAAAGCAGGAGGCAGCCACAGCCCUGACUGAAGAGCAGGAUUUGACCCAGUGUUCAGGACCAGAGGCUUCCAGUAUCCUGCCAGUGUCAGGUGUGCUGCAGCCAGGAGAGAGCCAGCAGGUCUCCUUGCCCUUCUCUGGCCACCUCAACAGCAUCUCCAGUGCCACGGCGCUGUGCCACGUGGAGGGAGGCCCCAGCUCCGAGGUGCUGGUGCCCGGGGAGGCCUCACGUGCCAGCUGCUCCCCGAGCCCCCAGGAGAUCAACUGUGGCUCUGGGGCACCUCUCAGGGAGAGAAGGGAGCUGAAGCGGCCGGCUCCAAAGCUUGAGGAGGAGACAAAAGCCUUGGUGGAGGAAGAGAGGCAGAAGGAGAAAGAGAAGCAGAAGAAAGAAAAGAAGGGUGUCUCUGUGGGGAAGGAACCUCCAAAAGCAGAGAAGGGGAAAACCAAACCCCCAGAGAAGAAGGAAAGCAAGGCCCCAGAGAAGAAGGACACCAAAAUCUCAGAGCGGAUGGAAACCAAAGCCCCAGACAAGAUAGAAACCAAACUCCCAGAAAAGAAAAACAAACAUCCAGAAAAGAAGGAAACCAAAUUCCCAGAGAGGAAGGAAAGCAAGGCCCCAGAGAAGAAGGACACCAAAGCAUUAUUAGAGAAGAAGGAAAUUAAAUUCCCAGAGAAGAAGGAAACCAAAGCUCCAGAGAAGAUUGAAAACAAACUCCCAGAAAAGAAAUACAAACCUCCAGAAAAGAGCGAAUCCAAAUUCCCGGAGAAGAAGGAAACCAAAGCUCCAGAGAAGAUUGAAAACAAACUACCAGAAAAGAAAUACAAACCUCUAGAAAAGAGGGAAAUCAAAAUUCCAGAGAGGAAGGAAAGCAAAGCACCAGAGAGGAAGGAAUUGAAAAUCCUAAAGAAGGAAACCAAAUCUCCAGAGAAGAGAAGCAAACCUCCAGAAAAGAAGGAAACCAAAUGCCCAGAGAGGAAGGAAGUCAAAAUCCCAGAGAAGGAAACCAAGGCACCAAAAAAGAAGGAACCCAAAGCCCCAAAGAAGGGGGAAGCCAAAGUGCCAGAGAAGAGAGAGACCAAAGCCCCAAAGAAGAAGGAACCCAAAGCCCCAAAGAAGGGGGAAGCCAAAGCCUGAAAGAAGGGAGGAACCAAAAUCCCAGAGAACCCAGCUGAGCUGGAGAAGAACUCUUGAUUUUAUUCACACAACUUAUUUUAUACAGUUUGACAAACCUAAUGUGCCACUUUAGUUAGUUAAUAGAUUUCUUAUUAUUAGUUAUGCCAGUUAUUCUGUUGGAUAAUAAAAUAUAUUUUACUUGUGCAUCAAA